UAAGAUGGCGGAUGACACCAAGUUUUGAUUAACAAGUUGUAUGAUGCUCGAAAUUUCUCCCAAUCUCCUCAUUGAAACCUCUUCUAUCGACCAUCAAGAUGCCAGAGCACGUAAGACACAUAGAAUGGAAAGAUAUGGACAAGACGAAGUUCUACUUCUUUGGUCCAACAUUGUUCUUAGGCAUUCGAGCCAUUCUGUAUCCAGCGAAUCUGAUCAAAAUCCGCCUGCAAGUUCAGCGCAAAAACGCUCUGUAUAAUGGUUCACGUGAUGCUUUUUUUAAAGUUAUAAAAACUGAAGGAUUCAGAGGACUUUACAAAGGAUUCAUGGUCAGUUGCUUUGGACUGUUUUCAGGGCAGUGCUACAUCACAACAUACGAAUUAGUUCGAGCUCGAACUUCUGAAUAUAGCAACGCUAUCAGAGGAUUCCUAGCUGGCGGUUUGGCGUCUGUCGUUGGCCAAACUAUCACCGUACCAGUUGAUAUUGUAUCGCAAAAACUUAUGGUGCAGGGACAAGGCGAUCAAAAAUAUAAAUUGAAAGGCUCCAAAGCAAUAUUUUCAGAAAUUAUCGUUAAACAUGGACCAUUGGGUCUUUAUAAGGGUUAUUUUGCGUCCCUAAUGACUUAUGCUCCUAGUAGUGCAAUAUGGUGGUCAUCCUAUGGCUUUUAUACUGGAGUUCUCGGUAGUUUAGUGCCAGCAGGGACAUUACAUAUGCUAGUGUUGGCUCCGUGUGGGGUCCUUGCCGGGGUUACAGCCGCCACACUGACAAAUCCAUUGGAUAUUGUACGCACCAGGCUCCAGGUUGAAGGGGGAAACUCAAUGCUGAUGACAUUYCGUACCCUUUUACAAGAGGAAGGUGUUGCAGCUCUUGCCAAGGGAUUGUCAGCAAGAAUAAUGUCAAUGGGACCAUCSAGUUUAAUGGUCGUUUUAGGCUAUGAAACUGUAAAGCGAUUGAGUCUAAAGGAUAAAGUUGAUGAAGAACAUGUUUUGGUGGAAGAGGAAGGAUAUUUAGAGUGCUCUUUUAAAUAGCAUCUAAUUAUGAAUUUGGCUCAACUAGUUAAUAGGAAUUGUAUUGCAUCAGUAAUAAACUGCCAACAGAAGGGUGUUUUAUGCAUUAGAUAAAACUGGAAUCUGGAUGUAUUUUGCACUCUUUUAACAUAAAUGAAUAUCACUUACAUUUUUUAAGAGUAUUUGCUGACUUAUGAUUCAUUUUUUUUUUGCAAAGUAUAUUUGUGCAUGAAUACAUUAACAUUCACCUCUCUGGAAAACAAAAAAAUUAUUUCUUUUAGAAAACCAUUCUAUGUUAAACUGGCAUAAAUAUUUGUAUAUUCCUGUUCAAGAAUCAUGAUAGAAAAAUACACUUUUAUUGGAAUGAUACAAUGRGAAUCUUGACAAGAAAUAUGCUGGUGUGAAGUUAAUGUAGAUAUUUUUAUUUCAUAACUCCUAAUAAUUCAUUUUAAUCUUAUAAUUAUUGAUAUAUAUUAAAUGUUUUUCAUUGCUGUGAGAAAGUGUACUGUCAGUUGUGUUUAUGUUUUGGUUCACAAGAGCAAAAUGGCUCCAUAAUAACUACAUAAUUGUAAAUAUAGUUUCAUAAUCAUGUUGUCAAGUAUAAAGAUUGGGAAAUGCAUUUUCUUACAUGUUAUUUUGUCAUUGUGACACUCAUGUGGCAUUAUGUGGRAAUAUGAAGAAAGAACAAGGGGGAAAGGGG
This is a messenger RNA of Exaiptasia diaphana, 1704 nucleotides long. RefSeq names its product solute carrier family 25 member 44. The transcript has 2 exons. Bases 99 to 1025 code for a protein of 308 amino acids. Gene Ontology annotation, molecular function: branched-chain amino acid transmembrane transporter activity. Gene Ontology annotation, cellular component: mitochondrion. NCBI's taxonomy places the organism in Eukaryota, Metazoa, Cnidaria, Anthozoa, Actiniaria, Aiptasiidae. The record is from RefSeq and is a predicted model, not a curated record. Gene Ontology annotation, biological process: transmembrane transport; branched-chain amino acid catabolic process.